AUGUUUGGCCCAGGGGGAUCGGCGCUCAAAGCUAUCCACUCAUCAAUCCUAGAGUUCAUAACGGCGCUUGAGAAACUGGGGAGAUGGGAUGGCUCGAGUGAGGAGGCAAUCAGGGUUUGUUGUAGGUUCACUGUCGCUGAACCAAAGCUGCAGCUUGGUGGUAACGAUGCUGUUGGAGACACGCGGAAGCCUGAGGGCGAGGAAACUUGUGACUGGGAGGUCGGGGGAUGGGAAACUACCCUCAUAGCUUUGUGGGACGGGAAGCCGAUCACUUUUUGCAUCCGCGACAUGAGUUGGGACAUCACAGUAUUCCUUGUUGGCUCCAAUCCAUUCGGAUUCCUUGGAUACAGUGGGGUUCACGAGAUCAACGUGUAUGUUGGGUGUCAUAUUGGAGGACAAUGCAAGGCUGAGAGCAUUAUCCAUCCGAAAAUUUUAUCACGAACGACGAUUUAUGUAAUAUCCGUAGAUGAUUUUACGAGAUUACAGAGCUACAACCUUCGAAAAAGAAUGGAGCAUUCAUCACGGUUUGAACCCGUGACCGCUCAGAAUACACCACUGUAA
Laccaria bicolor S238N-H82 is the source of this 561-nucleotide messenger RNA. RefSeq lists its product as uncharacterized. The record is from RefSeq and is a predicted model, not a curated record. The transcript has 3 exons. Bases 1 to 561 code for a protein of 186 amino acids. NCBI's taxonomy places the organism in Eukaryota, Fungi, Basidiomycota, Agaricomycetes, Agaricales, Hydnangiaceae.